AUGAGCCCAUCUCCUUCUAGAAACUCAACUCCUUUCGAUCCGUCGUGUGCUCUUAAUGAGCAGAUCGACUGCAAUGAACUCAUGGUUAUUCUAGAAAAGAAAGACCGCGAUCUCGAACUCGCCGCCAAGAUCGGCCAAUCGUUGCUGGACCAAAACAAAGAUCUUCAGACAAAAAAUGAAUUCCUCGAGGAGAGUGUCAACAAGAACCUGGACACCAUAGUUCAAUUAAAACAUGAACUAAAUCAACGAAUCGAGUUGCUCCGGGUGUAUUCACAUCUUGACGAUGAGGGUGUUCCGAGAUCAAACAGCGACGAGACACUUCGAGAACGUCUUAAAUCCACAAAAUCGGAAAAUGAGAGACUGCGUCAAGAAUGUGACCAACUUCGUCAGGAAACUGCCAUCUUUACUGCUCAAAAGAAAAAUACUUAUCAGUUAGAAAAACAAUUAGAUUAUGCAAAUGAUAAAGUGAUGGAAUUGCAAAAAAUGAUUGAGCAGAAGACGUCGGAACUCUGUCAACAAUAUGAAAAUACUGGAAGAUUGAUGAGUGAGCUGGCUGAUAAGGAUAAGAAGGAGAAGAUGAUCUCAAUGGAAAAAGACGAAAUGGGCGCAAUUCUGAUUGAAAUGAUUCAGAGACACGAUACCAUGCAAUCCGAGCUAAAAGAGAUGCAGGAUCAGUACGCAGAGCUUAUGGCGAAUUUCGCAGAAACCGAAUCAGAAUUGAACAAAUUGAGAAGUUCCGGAAAUUUGAGAAUGUCCUUCGAUUCUCUCUACGAUUCGUUGGCGUCUGAAAUGGAGAAUUCGGAAUUCUCUCCAGCUGGUCGUUCCACGCAAUUAACCGUCUUAACCGGAAGAGAUAGUUAUGCGAAUGAUAGUGGAAUUGAUGCAGGACCAAUGAGUUUAGCAGCAGAAAUUGAACAUUCUGGAAAGAUGCUGCUUCCAUCAAUCCAUGAACCCAUCUUCUCUACUUCUGCCAAACUAGCAACUCUCUGUGAUGCUAGUACAUCAUGCACAGACAUCUUCCGUGAAUCAUCCCUCCCUCAUGAAGACGUCGCAACAACUCCAUCCGUCUCUGGUGUCAAUACCAUCGAUGAAGAGACAAAAACCCACAGCUUCCCCAGCGAUGAAGCCGUGUCCACACCGAUUGUGGCGCGAAAGUAUAUACCGUGUUCGAGUCCGAGCAAGAGCAAUUUGAGCAAACUGCAGAGGUUGCAUAUUGGCAACCGCCCACAUGCUCACAGCGUCGACAUGCCUUCGAUGUCCACCAAACAACCAAUCGAAGACAAUUCGUCCUACGCUGAGCCAAAACUCGGACAACCGGGAAUGCCUGGAACUCGUGAUCUGGAUAUCUCCUUGAAAAUUAUCAAGGCUAGGGAAGAGGUGCAAAAAGAGUUUGCAGCGUUUUGUCAACGGAAAGGUAUCGAUCAGCAACAGUUUUUCGGUAGUAGUCAGAACCGACGUCAAUCACAUGACACUAGUUGGACCGACUUCAGUGUUGCUUAUGGCGUCAGAAUGAUUCAGAAUCUGAAGACGUCGCCUGGAGAUCAUCAACCAUUGGCACUGGGUCUUCGACAAGGAGUAUUGACGAGAGCCGAGCUUCUGACAUCUCCAUCAUCAUCUCCUCAACAUCGUAGUCUUUCUCUCUCAUUAUCACCUGGAACAUCAAAUGAUGCCCUUACGAAAAUCGGUGCAAUUCACGGUGUUUUAUCUCGGAGAUAA
Caenorhabditis briggsae is the source of this 1716-nucleotide messenger RNA. The coding region runs from base 1 to 1716 and encodes 571 amino acids. NCBI's taxonomy places the organism in Eukaryota, Metazoa, Nematoda, Chromadorea, Rhabditida, Rhabditidae. The record is from RefSeq and is a predicted model, not a curated record. The transcript is spliced from 13 exons.